AUGGCAGAUGAACCCAGAAACAACACCCCAGAACCCAGAAACAACACCCCAGAACCCAGAAACAACACCCCAGAACCCAGAAACAACACCCUAGAACCCAGAAACAACACCCCAGAACCCAGAAACAACACCCCAGAACCCCAAAACAACACCCCAGAACCCAGAAACAACACCCCAGAACCCAGAAACAACACCCCAGAACCCAGAAACAACACCCCAGAAUCCCAAAACAACACCCCAGAACCCAGAAACACCACCCCAGAACCCAGAAACAACACCCCAGAACCCCAAAACAACACCCCAGAACCCAGAAACAACACCCCAGAACCCAGAAACACCACCCCAGAAUCCCAAAACAACACCCCAGAACCCAGAAACAACACCCCAGAACCCAGAAACAACACCCCAGAACCCCAAAAUAACACCCCAGAACCCAGAAACAACACCCCUGAACCCAGAAACAACACCCCAGAAUCCCAAAACAACACCCCAGAACCCAGAAACAACACCCCAGAACAGAGAAACAGAACCCAGAAACAACAGAAAACUAAAAGAGGGGAGGCCUUCAUUUACUGA
Molecule: messenger RNA, 576 nt
Organism: Oncorhynchus mykiss (rainbow trout)
Lineage: Eukaryota; Metazoa; Chordata; Actinopteri; Salmoniformes; Salmonidae
Source: RefSeq, a predicted model, not a curated record